Molecule: messenger RNA, 3331 nt
Organism: Toxorhynchites rutilus septentrionalis
Lineage: Eukaryota; Metazoa; Arthropoda; Insecta; Diptera; Culicidae
Gene: Actn
Product: alpha-actinin, sarcomeric
Exons: 12
Coding region: 233-3019 (928 amino acids)
Biological process (GO): actin cytoskeleton organization; muscle cell development
Cellular component (GO): cell projection; plasma membrane; cortical actin cytoskeleton
Molecular function (GO): actin filament binding; calcium ion binding
Source: RefSeq, a predicted model, not a curated record
CUAUAAAAAAAGGAUGCGCGGUCAGAUUUUCACGAAGAAAAAUGAAAAAAACAGUCCGAUGCACGAGUGGAUAUUUUCACAGCAGUUUUGAGUUUGCCACCAACGCGAGCGGUUCAUUGUAUAUUUUCUUGGAAUAACACGUGUGACUGGUAUAUUGACUAUCAGUUCUGAUCGUGGUCUUUUCGAACGACUAACGUUCAUCGAUCGAAUUGUGAAUAAUUAAAUAAGCAAAAUGAUCGAGAAUGGUGACUAUUCCAUGCAAUACGGCGAAGAAAACUACAUGGAGCAAGAAGAAGAAUGGGAACGUGAAGGUCUUUUAGAUCCUGCCUGGGAGAAACAACAGAAAAAGACCUUCACCGCUUGGUGCAACAGCCAUUUACGCAAAGCCGGCACUUCAAUUGAAAAUAUUGAGGACGAUUUUCGAAAUGGACUCAAACUCAUGCUGUUGUUGGAAGUUAUAUCUGGUGAAACCUUACCAAAGCCCGACCGCGGCAAGAUGCGUUUCCAUAAAAUUGCCAACGUAAACAAGGCACUUGAUUUUAUUGCCUCCAAGGGUGUGAAGUUGGUAUCCAUUGGAGCAGAAGAAAUCGUUGAUGGCAACCUCAAAAUGACAUUGGGUAUGAUCUGGACCAUCAUUCUCCGCUUCGCUAUUCAGGACAUCUCCGUCGAAGAAAUGACUGCCAAGGAAGGUUUAUUGCUUUGGUGUCAGCGUAAAACUGCCCCUUACAAGAAUGUUAAUGUUCAAAACUUCCAUUUAAGUUUCAAGGAUGGUCUAGCGUUCUGUGCUUUAAUUCAUAGACAUAGACCAGAUUUGAUCGACUAUUCCAAGCUAUCUAAAGACAAUCCACUUGAGAAUUUGAACACUGCGUUUGAUGUCGCCGAGAAAUAUUUGGAUAUUCCAAGAAUGUUAGACCCAGAUGAUUUGAUCAACACUCCAAAGCCAGAUGAACGUGCCAUUAUGACAUACGUAUCCUGUUAUUACCAUGCUUUCCAGGGAGCACAACAGGUUGGACACAAUCUGCAGAAUACCGCUAUGCCAGAUGAACGAGCUGUCAUGACCUAUGUGUCAUCGUAUUACCAUUGCUUCAGUGGUGCACAAAAGGCGGAGACAGCUGCCAAUCGUAUUUGCAAGGUGUUGAAGGUCAACCAGGAAAACGAAAGACUCAUGGAAGAAUAUGAACGAUUGGCAAGUGAUCUUUUGGAAUGGAUUCGACGCACUAUGCCGUGGCUAAACUCCAGACAGUCCGACAGCACACUGGCUGGGGUUCAGAAAAAGCUCGAAGAGUACAGAACCUAUAGGCGCAAACAUAAGCCACCACGUGUCGAACAGAAGGCUAAACUGGAAACGAAUUUCAAUACGCUGCAGACUAAACUUCGUCUAUCGAACCGACCAGCUUAUAUGCCAACCGAGGGAAAGAUGGUUUCCGAUAUCACAAACGCUUGGAAAGGAUUGGAACAUGCGGAGAAAGCCUUCGAAGAAUGGCUUUUGGCCGAAACCAUGCGUUUAGAACGUUUGGAACAUCUGGCUCAGAAGUUCAAGCACAAAGCCGAUACCCACGAAGAAUGGACCAAGGGUAAAGAAGAGAUGCUGCAAUCACAGGACUAUCGCAACUGCAAAUUGAAUGAACUCAAAGCUCUUAAGAAAAAACACGAAGCGUUCGAAUCAGAUCUCGCAGCCCAUCAGGACCGCGUCGAGCAAAUAGCUGCUAUAGCGCAAGAAUUGAACUCCCUGGAGUAUCACGACUGUGCUUCGGUAAACGCACGCUGCCAACGAAUUUGUGACCAGUGGGAUCGUUUGGGCGCCCUCACACAGCACCGCCGUCAAGGUUUAGAUGAAGCUGAGCGUAUUCUUGAAAAAAUAGAUCUUUUGCACCUGGAGUUCGCCAAGCGUGCUGCUCCAUUCAACAACUGGCUGGAUGGCGCUCGUGAAGAUCUGGUUGAUAUGUUUAUCGUACACACCAUGGAGGAGAUUCAGGGAUUGAUUCAGGCUCACGACCAGUUCAAAGCCACUCUCGGGGAGGCUGAUAAGGAGUUCAAUGUUAUUGUGGGAUUGGUUCGUGAUGCUGAAGCGAUUGUCAAACAAGAACAGGUACCCGGUGGGCUUGUCAAUCCCUACACUACUCUGACUGCUGAUAUCAUCAGUAGAAAAUGGUCUGAAGUGCGAGCGUUGGUUCCUCAGCGUGAUCAAACCUUGGCCAAUGAACUUCGCAAACAGCAAAAUAACGAAAUGCUACGUCGGCAGUUCGCUGAGAAAGCAAAUGCUGUCGGACCAUGGAUUGAGCGUCAAAUGGAUGCUGUAACAGCAAUUGGAAUGGGUAUGUCUGGUUCGCUCGAAGAGCAGCUUCACCGUCUCAAGGAGUAUGAGCAAGCCGUUUAUGCUUAUAAACCAAGUAUUGAGGAAUUGGAAAAGAUUCACCAGGCAGUUCAGGAAUCGAUGAUUUUCGAGAAUCGUUACACUCACUACACAAUGGAAACACUACGUGUUGGUUGGGAACAGCUCCUUACAUCUAUAAACAGAAAUAUCAACGAGGUUGAAAACCAGAUCCUCACACGCGAUUCUAAGGGCAUCACACAAGAGCAACUGACAGAAUUCCGUGCUAGUUUCAAUCAUUUCGACAAAAAUCGCACUGGCCGUUUAGCGCCAGAGGAAUUCAAAUCAUGUCUUGUGUCUAUUGGGUAUUCCAUUGGCAAGGAUAGACAAGGGGAGAUGGACUUCCAGCGUAUACUAGCCGUGGUAGAUCCAAACAGCUCAGGAUAUGUACAGUUUGAUGCUUUCCUUGAUUUCAUGACCCGAGAGAGCACCGAUACUGAUACCGCUGAACAAGUUAUUGACUCGUUUAGAAUUUUGGCUUCCGAUAAGCCAUAUAUAAUGCCCGAUGAAUUACGUAGAGAGCUGCCACCAGAUCAGGCGGAAUAUUGUAUUCAGAGGAUGCCACCAUACAAGGGACCCAACGCCACUCCUGGAGCACUUGAUUACAUGUCAUUUAGUACUGCAUUGUAUGGAGAAAGUGAUCUAUAAGCUGUUCGACGAAGAUUGGAGCUAUUCAUAUUAUGCUUUUCUGCUAGCUACGCUCAAAAGAGGAGAAAAGUGUUGCAUGCCAUUCAUCAAGUGCUAGAUAACAUUUAUUGAGAUAGAAAUAAAAAAUCUGCAUAUAUGAGUAGCUUCGUUCAAAAUAUUGAAUUUAAUUCAACUUUAAACUCAUCUACCAAUAAACGAAGCACAAUGCCAUAAUCAGAAGAAAGAGAGAGGAAGAUGGAGAUACUAACGUUGCGUGUAAGUCGAAACACAAUUUGGAAAUAUAUUUACAUAUUUAUAGAUUUUUUUUUCAAA